This is a messenger RNA of Acanthocheilonema viteae, 669 nucleotides long. The record is from the annotation of a GenBank genome assembly. Lineage: Eukaryota; Metazoa; Nematoda; Chromadorea; Rhabditida; Onchocercidae.
AUGAACGAUGAUGCAGUUGACAAGAGGAAUCAGUGCUAUGAAAUGCAAAAAUACUUGCGGUGUGACAGAGUGCAUUUCAGACUUCACUUUAUUUCACUGGAACGAAUAGCUGAACCCACUUCUAAAUUUAACUGUUUUAUGUUACAAUAUAAGCCGAAGUUGGUUACUUUCCGCUUGUGUGAUAGCGUAGAGAAACUGAGCAAUGGUCGCUUGGGUACUAGUUCAACAGCUGCGCUAAUGGGUUCACCGGAAAGUGGUUCUUUCUCACCAGGGAUAUCAUCACCAGUACCAUGCGGAACAAGCACAGCUGGUCCGAUUGGCACUCCAUCUGAUGCAUCCGAUUCGGGUAUUGCUGCAUCUAGUAAGAAAUCUACGACACGCCGUAAUGCCUGGGGUAAUAUGUCGUAUGCCGAUCUCAUCACUCAAGCCAUCGUUAGUUCACCUGAGAAGCGACUAACUCUUUCGCAAGUGUAUGAAUGGAUGGUGCAGAAUGUUCCAUACUUCAGAGAUAAGGGUGAUUCCAAUAGUUCUGCCGGUUGGAAGAAGAAGGGUCAAUGGACCAGGACUCGACCAAAAGAUAGAAGAGUUGCUGUACAUUACCAAAUGACCAGCGGAUCGUCUCGCUGGACAUACCCCUAUUCAUCAGCAACAUCUCGACCAGAACGCUAA